This is a messenger RNA of Bombina bombina (fire-bellied toad), 2796 nucleotides long. RefSeq names its product integrator complex subunit 9 (gene INTS9). The record is from RefSeq and is a predicted model, not a curated record. Gene Ontology annotation, cellular component: integrator complex. Gene Ontology annotation, biological process: snRNA processing. The transcript has 15 exons. The coding region runs from base 38 to 1831 and encodes 597 amino acids. NCBI's taxonomy places the organism in Eukaryota, Metazoa, Chordata, Amphibia, Anura, Bombinatoridae.
GGGGACAUUACUCUGUAUGUACAGGGACAAGUGAAAGAUGAAGCUGUACUGUUUAUCUGGACAUCCCACGCUUCCAUGCAAUAUCCUCAAGUUCAAAUCCACCACAAUCAUGUUGGACUGUGGUCUAGAUAUGACGUCAACCCUCAACUUUCUUCCUCUGCCACUGGUCCACAGCACUCGGUUGUCCAAACUCCCUGGCUGGGUCACCAAAGAUGGAAGUAGCCAGUUUGAAAAGGAGCUGAAGGAAUGCUCUGGGCGAGUAUUUGUAGAUUCUGUGCCAGAAUUCUGUUUGCCAGAGUGUAUAGAAAGGCACCUAAUUACUAUACAUUUAACCCUCUCUAGAAUGUUGCCUGCACCACUUAAGGAAGCUAUUGACGUUUUCUCGUGGAGGAAGUGUUAUACCAUGCAGGAAGUCAAUGCUGCUCUCAGCAAGAUCCAGCUGGUGGGAUAUUCUCAAAAAAUAGAGCUGUUUGGUGCGGUGCAGAUCACCCCUCUGAGCUCCGGUUAUGCUCUAGGAAGCUCCAAUUGGAUCAUUCAGUCUCAUUAUGAGAAGGUUUCAUAUGUGUCCGGUUCCUCCCUCCUAACUACUCACCCACAGGCAAUGGAUCAAACCUCUCUAAAGAACAGUGAUGUCCUGAUUCUUACUGGUCUCACCCAGAUGCCCACAGCUAACCCAGACGGUAUGGUUGGAGAAUUUUGUAGUAACCUUGGGAUGACGAUACGUAAUGGAGGAAAUGUACUAGUGCCAUGUUAUCCAUCCGGUGUAAUCUACGAUCUCUUAGAGUGUUUGUAUCAGUAUAUUGAUUCUGCAGGCCUGUCCAACGUGCCCUUCUAUUUCAUCUCCCCCGUUGCCAAUAGCUCACUCGAGUUUUCACAGAUCUUUGCAGAGUGGCUGUGUCAGAACAAGCAGACAAAGGUGUAUCUUCCGGAGCCUCCUUUUCCUCAUUCUGAGUUAAUACAAACAAACAAACUGAAACAUUAUCCCAGCAUACAUGGUAAUUUCAGCAAUGACUUCAAACAGCCGUGCGUGGUGUUCACGGGACAUCCCACCCUACGAUUUGGGGAUGUGGUUCACUUUAUGGAUUUGUGGGGGAAGUCCAGCCUGAACACAGUCAUAUUUACUGAACCCGAUUUCUCUUAUCUGGAUGCUCUGGCCCCAUACCAGCCGCUGGCUAUGAAAUGUGUCUACUGUCCCAUCGAUACAAGGCUGAAUUUCAUUCAAGUGUCAAAGUUGCUAAAAGAAGUUCAGCCAAUCCAUGUAGUAUGCCCAGAGCAGUAUACUCAGCCUCCAGCUUCCCAGUCUCAUCGAUCUGACCUGAUGAUAGACUGUCAGCCUCCCCCCAUGUCCUACCGCAGAGCAGAAGUGCUUACCUUGCCUUUUAAGAGACGUUAUGAGAAAAUCGAAAUUAUGCCAGAGCUUGCAGAGUCACUGGUGCCCUCAGAAAUUAAACCUGGCGUUUCCUUAGCAACGGUUUCAGCAGUUCUGUACACCAAAGAUAACAAACAUGUCCUUCAGCCUCCUCCAAAGGUUGUGCCGCCACCAGCCAGCAAGAAGAGGAAGAGAGCAACUGAGGAAACUCCAGAGAGCCAACCCUUCAAACCACUGCUCAGUGGCUCCAUCCCUGUGGAUCAGUUUGUACAGACACUAGAGAAGCAGGGAUUUAGUGAUGUGAAGAUCGAGGAUACCGCAAAGGGUCACAUUGUUCAUUUGCAAGAAGCAGAGACUCUUAUACAGUUUGAGGAAGAUUCCACCCAUAUAAUUUGUGAGCACGACGAGCGGCUGAGGGUCAGACUACGGGACCUGGUGCUCAAAUUUUUGCAGAAGUUUUAAUUUAUUUCAAGUCAAAGAUGAUAGUUAUUUUUUUGGCUGAAAUCCAAGGAGAUCAGACUCUUUCAAUAUCUCUUCAGCUGUAAUCUCUACCAGGAAUGUUGCCACUGGCGGUGGUUCAUAUUGGAUAAUCUCUGUGUUUUAGGCAUAUUUUGCUGCAUAAAGCAUCUGAUAUUGAAUCCUGUGAAAUAUUUAGACUGAAGAAACCAUGAAAGAAAUAUAAACUUGUGCUUUAAUUUCCAAAAAGGAAUGAGACCACUUACAGAAGGAUUUGAGAAAGCCAAGGAACCACAGCUCCAAAAAUGUUACUUCUUGCAUCUAACUUUUUGUUCUACAUACACCUAUGUAUACAUUUUAUCCCUGGUUUCUAAAAAAAAAUGUGUGUUCCCCUCUGCAUUUUGGCUCCUAAGCUUUAUAUAAAUAUCUAAACCCAAGAAUCACAUAACAUACAUUCCUCAUAGUGUAUGUGUUAGACGUACAUAUCAUUAAAGAGACUUGAAACCUAAGAUUUUUCAUUCAUGAUUCAGAUAGAGCAUUCAAUUUUAAACAACUUUCCUAUUUUUUAUCUGUUAUCAAAUUUACUUUAUUCUCUAGGUAUGCUUUGUUGAAGAAGAAGCAACGGACGUCUGGGAGCUAUCUGAACACCUCGGAUGAACCAAUGGCAUCAUGCAUAUAUGUGCAGCCACCAAUAAGCAGCUAGCUCGUAGCAGUAUAUUGUUACUCUUGUGCCUACCUAAUUAUUCUCUUGAACCAAAAACACCAAGAUAAUGAUGCAAAGUAGAUAACAGAAGUAAAUUGGAAAGUUGUUCAAAAACUGCAUGCUCUGUUGGAAUCAUGAAAGUUUAAUUUUGCCUUUUACAUAACCAUUUUGUACAAUAUUGCUACUGAUUUUGUAUGUAUUCACACCUUUACUGAAUUUUACUUUAGAGUAUUUAAGUAUUGUUGAAUCAUAAAAUAACUUUUUAAUA